Molecule: messenger RNA, 702 nt
Organism: Gavialis gangeticus (Gharial)
Lineage: Eukaryota; Metazoa; Chordata; Crocodylia; Gavialidae
Product: gastrin/cholecystokinin-like peptide
Exons: 3
Coding region: 158-499 (113 amino acids)
Biological process (GO): digestion
Cellular component (GO): axon; extracellular region
Molecular function (GO): neuropeptide hormone activity
Source: RefSeq, a predicted model, not a curated record
GGGGGAGGAGCCUACCCAUGUGCACUACCUUUAAAAAUACGGGGUCUUGGCACCUGCAGCUACAGAGGUGAAAAUACAGCCCAGAAGCUGAACACAGAGGCCCUCAGCUGAUUGCAGACGCAGGACUCCAGCAGCUCUCCCCUGCUCUCUUGCAGCCAUGAAGGGGAAGGUGUACGCAGGCUUGCUGCUUGCCAUCCUGGUGACCGUCUGCCUCUCCAGGGCCACAUCUGAUGCCCGCCAGCUGGGAAGCGCACCAGACACCAAUGGGAUGCCCCAUAGGAGCAGCCCAGCACAUGCCAAGCUUGUCAGGAGAGACUGGUUGGCAUCCCUGUCUCAGGACCAGAAGCAGUUCAUCUCUGAAUUCCUGCCUCACAUCUACAGAGAGCUGGCCAAUCAGGAGAACUACUGGCAUGAGGAUGAUGCUCUGCAUGACCGUGACUACCCUGGCUGGAUGGACUUUGGGCGCAGGAGCAUUGAGGACCUGGAGGGGGACUCUUAAAGGAACAGGUGCCCAGGAGAGCCUGUGCCAAUUGGCCCACACCUCCUGAAGGCACGGAGCAAGAGAAGCCAGCUCUGCCCUGUUAACCAUUAACAAUUACAUUAAGUAUUUUGCAUGUGACUUUGUCAUGAAUGCACUUCUGUGUUGAUCAAUAAACAUCACCUGUCACCAUAACUGCUGUGGUAUCUGUCCCUGAUGUACAG